GGCCCCGCCCCCCCCCGCUCCCCACCACCUUUUGUGGGGGGGGGCACCUCUCGUCCACUUCCCUCGAGAACUGGACCGGAAGGGGGCUCAUCUUGCCCUGCAGUCAGGACGCCGGCAUAAAGGGCCCCUUUUAGGGGCGCAGGAGGAUGCCCGUCGCUGCAAGUGGGCCUCUUCGUGGAUUCCCAGGAGGCGUGCUGUGGCCAGGGGGGGCCCCUGCGCCCCUGCACGAUGGCUGCGCCUCCCCCUUCAGGGGCACCUCCUCGGCUGCGCAGCCUCCUGCCUCGAUGCCCGCCAUGGCCCGCGGUCGCGCAGGCGAUCCUGGAGUCGGCCCCCAAUGCCCUCGUGCAGCUGUACGCGCUCAUCGUGUGGGCGCACCCUUUGCGCGGCCCAGGGCGCUCUGAACUGGCUGCUCUGCUCCGUGUGCGCCGCGGUGGUGUCCGUGGGCCUGGGGCUGGCCAUGUGGGAGCAGAAGGUGCAGUUCCGGGCCUCCGCCGCCUACAUCUUCGGUGUGGCUCUGAUGCGCAGCCUGGAGAUCGCCUCGCGUACGCUGACGUUGGCCAUCUUCGCCAGCCUGACGCAUCCGUACGGCCUGUGGUGGAUGUUGCUGGUCGACUAUGGCGUCAUGGUGGGCCUCAUAGUCGGGCACCAGUCCGUGCAGUUCACGUACGGCCUGUUCGUGGCCCUGCCGCUGGUGCUGGUGAGCCUCGAGCCGCUGGUGUGGCGCUGGGAGGACCCGACCACGCGGUGCCGAAGGACUCGUACUACCUGGUGCGCAUCCUGGAGUUCGUGCUGAUGUGGGUGCUGAUCGUCUACAACCAGGACCGACAUCUCCCAGGCGCAGGAGGCCAGGCAGGAGAGGGUGCCCAUCGGCUGCAAGGGUGUCGCUCGUCAGCACGCUGGGGCUGUACCUGGCUUGCGCAGCACGAGCAUCCCCGGGGGCAAGCGCAUGGCUGGGUCCUGCCCUUCGUCUGGCGCAUCGCCCGCCGCCACGAGCUCUCGCGGGACGUUGUCGAUUGGGGCGACGACGAGGCGAAGGGCGACUCCGAUUUCGGGGACGCCGACACCGAGACCGAUGAAGAGGGGGGCAUGUUGGAUCGGGUGGACGACGAGGACCUCCCGCCGGAGUGAAGGGUUUCCAGGUCGACCGGCGCCGCGGCUUUCCAACGCCUCGUUUCAUGAUUUUGGUCAUCCUGAUCCUCGUCGUCCGCCUAUUCACGCCCGUGCAGCUUCGAUAUCGCAUGCGUGAUGGCGCUCGUGCGCCUUAGGGAAUCAGCUUACACUGUGUGUUCAGCUGCCUGCUGAGUUGACUAGGCAGUUGAACUAGGUCACCCUAGCUGCCUACGCUUGCGAGUUCGAGUGCAGUGUUCCUGGAGUGUGCACGACUCGUGUCUUCGAGAGAGAGAGAUAGAGAGAG
This is a messenger RNA of Prorocentrum cordatum, 1414 nucleotides long. The record is from the annotation of a GenBank genome assembly. NCBI's taxonomy places the organism in Eukaryota, Dinophyceae, Prorocentrales, Prorocentraceae.